CAGUCAGUAAAGUAGUACUAUCAGACACAGUAAGACCUAGUACUACUACUAUUUAGUUAAUUGUGGCAUCCAAUACACCAAGUAGUAUUGUAUUUCCAUAUCAUCCCAACACCACACCUAGUAUCCACCACAACGCACAGCUUUCAAUCCCAUUUCCAUUCCUAACCACCACUAGAUAACUUCACUAAUCCCACAAACAACAAGCAGUAUCUCAAAUCCCGUCCUAACACCUAUAUCCGUCGUCAUCCACCCGUGCCAACCAAGAAUCUCCAACCCCGAAAAUCUUCGGACUUCCCGACCACUCUCCGAAGCAGCAACCAACUAUAUAAUUACUAGCUACUACUACUCCUUGACCUGGACGUCACCACCACCACCAAUCCAAUCCAAUCAUUCACUACAACUUUCCUAGUACAAUCCAUUUACUACCACUGCACCUCACCCACCUCAAUAACUAUGUCUACUCCCACACCCACACCCAAACCCAUAACCUUCCCCUCCUCCACACACACCCUCUCCGCGCACCUCUACCACCACCCCCCAACCAACUCCUCCACCACCACCCUAACCCCCGCCAUAAUCCUCUCACACCCCAUGACCGGCGUCAAAGAACAAACCACCACUCUCUACGCCACCCACCUCCACCUCGCAGGCUUCACAACCCUCACCUUCGACGCCGCCUACCAAGGCACCAGCACCGGCACCCCCCGGGGCCUCGAAGACCCCUUCCAGCGCGUCGAGGACAUCAAGUCCGCAGUGACGUAUCUCUCGACCUCUGUCCCGGGGGUAGACAUUACGCGGAUCGGCGUGCUGGGCAUCUGCGCGUCGGGCGGGUACGUCUGUUUCGCUGCGGCGGGUGACCUGCGGAUUAAGGCCGUGGCGACGGUGUCGGCGGCUUGUGUUGGGGGGAUGUGUAAGUGUGGUGGGGUGGGGAGGGGAUUAUUGGAGAGGGAGGAGGUGAUUGGGGGGGUGUUGGGGGGUGCGGCUGGGGAGAGGAAUAGAAGGAUUAUGAAUGGGGAUGGGGAAGAGGCGCCGAAGAUGUUUGAUGCGGAGAAGGUGUUGCGGAUGGUGCAGGACGGAGGAGAUAAUGUUGAUAAUGUGGACUCGUUUUUCGCUGCAGCGGCGGAGUAUUAUGGAACUAGCAGGGGGAGACAUGAACGGUCGACGCAGAGGGUUCCCCUGCAGAGUUAUGAUCGGAUGGUGGUGUAUGAUUCGUUUGCGUUUAUGCGGUUGAUUGCGCCGAGGCCGGUGUUGAUGAUUGCUGGGGAGGAGGCGGAGACGUUGCAUUAUAGCGAGGAGGCGGUGCGGUUGGCGAGGGAGCCCAAGGAGUUGUUUGUUGUGCCUGGGAUGGGCCAUUUUGAUUUGUAUGAUCGGUUGGAGGUGUCGGGGCCCAAGCUGGUGCGGUUUUUUAGGGAGGCUUUGGCUUGAUACCUGUGCUAUACUGUGCUGUGCUGUGCUGAGGAUACGGAUGGGAGGGGGAUGAUGAAGAAGGAAAAGGCAAAUAGUAUAUGACCAUUGAUAAAAACAUGAGAUCAGACUCCGUUAACUCUUUGAUGUUUUGCCUGCAUCCCCGAAUGUUCCUUUUUUUGCCAAUGUCCCCAAAAAACACAUGAAACGCAGUAAGACACAAAAAUCAAUCAACCUUUUCCAUACCCAAACUAAAAAGCCCAGUUGCUGAACAAAACCCGCACGUUUCGGCCGAACUCGCAACCAGACCCG
This is a messenger RNA of Aspergillus piperis CBS 112811, 1716 nucleotides long. RefSeq names its product alpha/beta hydrolase. Bases 454 to 1425 code for a protein of 323 amino acids. The record is from RefSeq and is a predicted model, not a curated record. NCBI's taxonomy places the organism in Eukaryota, Fungi, Ascomycota, Eurotiomycetes, Eurotiales, Aspergillaceae. The transcript has a single exon.